GAGAGGGAGAGAAAGAGAGAAAGUAUCGAGGUGAGAGAGAAAGAGAGCAAGCGAAACGAGAACGUAGAUGAGCUCCUCCGUUGAAUGACAUUCAUUACUAUUAAACAGAAUAAAAUAUGGAUUAUUUGCACAAUAUUAUAAAUAAUUACUAUGUUUACUACGAUUAUUAAAUUAAAGAGCAAAUAAUAAAAGGGAUGAAAAAACUGUUGUUAAAUAAUUAAUACGAAAGAGGGGAUGAGCGAUAUAAGAAAACUAAAAAAAAUGUAACAAUACAAAAAAAGUUUCAACCGAAAACCGAUAUCGGAUUUAAUAAAAUAUAUAGGGGAGAACACACAAAGAUACAAAGAGCAUAAAAAGUAAGAAAGUGACGAGAACAUGAUGAUCAAGACGAAGGAAGGAUGGAGGUGGAAACGAUUCGUUUGUUAUCGAUUAGUUAACGAUCAUCCUUACAUUACAUUAUUGUAAUUAUAUAAAGUAAACGAUUAUUACCGUAAUAGUUACAAUUAACAAGUUGUUACCGCUUUGUUAUACAUAAUAUAAUUAAUAUACUAAGAUUAAAAAAAAGAAGAAAAAGUAAGCGAAUGCAUCGUUGAUUCGUCCUUUACUUAUGUAGAUACUAAAUACGAUCGACUCUAUAUUGUUUUCAAUGUCUUCACCGUAUUCCUUCGUUUGCUACCCGAUUUCGUUUCGUUGUCGAAUGAUUCGGUUUUGUCGGCUUACCUCGCCCGGACACAAUAUACACACGUUUUACAGAGAUAUUUUCAAUAAACGAAAAAGCUUAACACUCAUACGGUUGUUGUCCUUGCCAUCAUUUGACCCUGUUGUGUAACGGAAUUUUCAUUCUUUCUGUCGGUCACUUCGAAAACCAGUAAACAUCCGGGGGGCACUAAAAGAUGAUAUUACGGUACUGACACUAGAAAACGCGCGAAAUUUGAUUGACCGCAUAAGGCUGCUCCCCUCUGCGAUAACCCGACCCAAACUUUUCUCCAAUUGUUAGAAUGAUAAAACAUGAGGUAAUGCAUCAUCAAAUUUGAAUAUUUCACUAUCACAACAUUUGAACAUCCCUGUCCCACUUGUAGGGACCAACGUAUCAGUUGAACUAUUGCGUCCAAAACUUUAAAAUGGUGCAAUGCAAAACAGUGCAUCUGUACGAUAUUUGCGAAUGCAGCAUAAUAAUUUGCUUAUUCCUCGUUAUACGUUUAUAAACAUUAAUUUUUUAAAUUUAUUUAUCUUUUUGUAAUUGUGUCAUCAUAUUCAAAAUUCUAGGUACUAAAUAGCUACAUCCUGUAACACAUAAAAAAAAUAUAAUAUUUCCGGCAUUGAUCGCAGCUCAUCGGUUUUACUUAUGGAGUUUUUGCCAUAUACAGUCAAGGUACGUCCUGAAUUAAUGUUGAAAGCGGCUUUCUCCUUGGUACUCCAUGAGAUACGUACGUAUACAUCAUCCAGUGUCUUUGGUCGUCCGUAUAUGGUCCCCAAACUGGAAUGAUGAAGCCCGAAUACCUAAUUUCGAAAGAAUAACACAAUCUUUUUGCCGGACCUUUAACACUUCGGGCAAUGUACAAUAAAUAAUAUUGCGGGUCAUGGAUAAAAACCUUCGGUGAGAUUCUGGGAUGUGGGUACUGAAAGAGCACGAUCUGACUUUCUAAAUAAGAGAAUGUUGCAUAGUCGGAUGGUGCUAAUAGUCAUGUUAAAUACGAUGAUUCCGUCUUUUUUUAAGUUGCCUUGAAAAAUGUUAUGUAAUACGUCGAUGAUUCGUCCAGUGACUGCACCAGUGUUCUUAUUAAUUGUAUUCGCGUCGAAUUUAGUAUUGAACGUAAUUUAAUACAUAAAGUGUGUACAAAAUGAAUGUAGUAGUCGCUUGAAACCAUUGAGAAGUUCUCCCCACCCCUCCUGGUGGCGAAUUUUUGAACCUGUCACGAACCUUCCCCAUAAAAUAAUAUAGCGUGCAGCUAAAUAGAACAGCAUUUGAAUAUCUGAAUUCACAUUCCUCGUCUUCGAUCCAAAAAAUGGCGGCUUCUUAACGAAGUUAUCGUAGUCAUGUUUAGGCGAUACAUCAUACAGAUUCCGAAGGCAAAACGUUUGCUAAGCAACCUAACCCGCUAACAAAUUCCCUCUGACACGUCUGAAAUGUAUAUACAAUCUACGAUGUGUGGGUGUGUAAGAUACGUGGAGUAUUUAGUGUGUGAUUCUGCGCGAGAGUUAGGGGGAAUCUGGUAAUGGGUGGGGUUUGAACGAUGAAUCCCUUCUCUCCUCAUGUCUGAUUCGAGUUGAUUCGAGUCAGUUUCGUGUAGUCCAACAGUAUCCUUGCGUUCGACGCGUGACACGCGUUUACUGAUGUCCAUGUAAUGGCAGCGUUAAAUAGACGCAAGGUAAAUAUUGGUCGCAAAACGUAGACCGUCUCCGGAUCACGAUCGAAAGCCAAUCACAGUUUCUAAAUAUAUUUAUUUUCGGUCUGACGGGCGACCGAAAAUAGCGGUACUCGGACAGUGAUCCGUAAAAGUGUGAAGUUUAUAUACGCCCUUACGUAUCAUCUGUCAAGAUAACAAGCAGGACAGACAUACAUUGCGAAAGGCUGGAAAGAGGUGUGGAAAUCUUAUCAACGUUAUCGACACUGCACUCAAUGUAUACUGACCUCAGUUAUAGAAACGUAUUUUUCUCUCAGGCGUACACGAUGUGAAUGAUCGUGGCUGAUACUCGUGAGUCAAAUUAAAAUUUUGGCAAACAGACAAAGAAUUCGCCCUUCGCCAAAUACACAUCUCAUUCGUUUGGCCAAACGUUUGCAUAGAGGUGGUCGUAAUGUAAACAUAUCCGUAAACGGAAUCAAAGAUCAAACUUAUCGUUAUUAUAAGAUGUAAUCUAUUUGGCGAUUUCUGUUGCAAAGAAAUUUUGCAAAGCAUCCUGAUACAUUUAUAUAUUUUCUGCAUUUAUAUGUGUAAAUUCGCAUUUUGUUUAAAUAGGGAAAUUAUUUAUAAUGGAAAAGAAAAGAAGUAUUACUGGCAAAGAUAUAUUAAGGAUGGAUGGUCUUUUGCCACCAACGAGGCGAUUGCCUGUCUGUGAUGCAGUAACUUCAUCGGAUAAAAAGAAAGAGAAAAAGUGGUCGAUCGGAGGCAUCUUUAAACUAAUAUCUUCAAUACGUGAUUAUGACAGUUCCUCAAAUGAUGAAGAAAUGGUAUAUUGCACAAGACAAUCGAGACCUCUUUCAGUGUUCAAUCAAAAGUCUCAUAAUGUUACGCUUCAUCCGGUUAAAAAAAAUUCUGAUCAUCAUUUAAGUAAACAUAGUUCAAGCAAUGGUACUAUUGACAACUCGGUAGACACUGCAAGUCUACAGAGGGAUUCGGUACACUUUCGUAGUAGUGAUGGAUCAUUGGAUAGACUAAAUAAGAAGUUACGUAAAAGUGUACUAAAGGCCAGAAUAGAAGCAGAAAGAGACCGCAUUUGUGCAGAUAGUAGUUCAGAUGAAGAUUCCAGAGUGUCUUGUAAUUCAUUAAAUAGAUUUCAGAAUGAAUCCAGCACUCAAAAUACACAGAAAAGUAGUUCCUGUAAUAGAAAAACUCGCGCUGCACGUACAGAACGUUACAUAAAACGUUUAUCGAAGGACGAGAGUCAUAGAUUUUCAGAGCAAUUAAACAAUGCAAGCAACAAACGCAAUAGUCUCGACUGUAUGAAUGCACAUCAAUCUUUGAAUAUUAACGAAAGUAACCUAUUAUAUCCUCAAGUACAAUCUCGUUCUAUUACACAACCUAAUAGUUACACAUUUCCAGUACAAAGAUCUGUGGAAAAUGUACGACAGGCAGCUUCGUGUAGCUAUCAAACAAAAUCAUCUACUGAACUUGCGAGAUAUCCUUCAAAUCGAUACAUUACAGAUUUAAAUCAAAAUAAUACAGACGCAAAACCAAAUGUUUUGCACAAAGAUAAGCAUAGCAUGAACCACGAAGAGCAAAACUACUUCUCAGCACUAAACUCUGACUAUGCAAAACCUUAUGAUUAUAUAAAGAAUAGUAAGUCUGCACACCGUAGUUCCUCUCCACCAGAACCUCCACCACGGGAUCCUCGUUGCAAAGUGUUUAGCUAUGGAUAUAAUUCUUUCCCAUCCAGUGGAAAAUAUAGAGUAUCAAGAUAUUAUGAGUCUCCACAUCAAAAUGUGGACAAUGUGCACGAACCUGCGAGAGAUCAUUUAAGAAGUACAAGAUCAUAUGACUCAAAUAAUGAGAUAAGUUGGUGUGGUUCAAUCAAACAAUGCCCACGUCGUCCAUUGUCACUGACUGUGAUACCAACACAAUCGUGUAACUCGUCGGAAUGUACAAACAACAGACACAAUUCAACCGGCAGGCACGUAAACGAAUCAAAGUUCCAAGAGACAGAAGCAAUGAAGUGUCAACGAAGAAACAAUCGAAACGAGCAGCUGAACUCAAGAUUCAAUGAUCACAAUGUUCAAAAACGUGAACAAAAAUUGUGUGCAACUUCUGGACAAAACAUAUACAAUUCAAUGCCUGCUAACAGUAGGGCUUUAAAAUCUCCAGAUGCAAAAUCCCCUUCUGAACAAACGCUUCAAGAUCAUUUAAACAAUUCAUUUUUGCUGAGUACAAAGGCAGAGAAAAAGAGCGAUGAACAGGGAACAGUAAUGGAACAAGAUGUUGUGGAAAGGCGAAGAAGUUCGAAGAAUUUGGAAGAAGCAUUGUCUGAAUUAGAAGCAAUAUAUAACAGUUUGUGCCUUGGAGACGAAGAUCUUCUUGAUCGAGCGGAACGGCGUAGCAUGGAAGAGUUCACUCUACGUCGCGGUGAAACAGAUAGUUGUGUCGCGUUAGAUUUGGUGGAUUCACCGGACAGAUCUAAAGACGAUAUGGCUUACAGGAGGAUGCAUCCGAAAGAAAGACCCGCAUCUUUGUCAGAAGUAAUCGGACAAUCAGCGCUCUCUAAUAUCAGCUAUUUAAUGGCCUCGCCUGUCUUGUCACGCAAAGACACAGCCGAUGAUUAUCGGUAUGCCACAAAUUACCAAGCCCGCAAAGACGAACCGGAUGUGACACGCGACGACGUCGUUUAUCGCAGCAUUCAUCAUGCGAACAACACGUUGAAGGUAGCCGAUCCGCAACCACCGUUUGGAAUACCUCUGAGGCCAGUAACUACUGCCACAGAGAGCGACUAUUUGCACACCACGCCAACAAAGCCGGAUCAGCCUCGUUCAUUGUACAUACCACAGUGCGAGCCUGACAUUGUUACAGACGACUUGGCCUAUAGAACCUUGCGGAAGGAUGCCAAUACAGCAAAGAAUGCAACCGAAGGUAAGAUUGGCGUCUUGAAAGAUCAGGAAACCACACUUGGUAUCAAGAAAAAACGAGCGGUCAGAUCUCUGUCCGCUAAUCUAUACGGUCUGAUCAAUCAUGAUCGCAUACACCUUCGAAGGGAACCUAGCCUUCAGGAACUUAAGAUCGGGAUUAGUGACGCGGUGAUCGACGUUAAAUCAUUACCUGCGAAAUCAGAUUGUUUCAGGCGCGUGGUCAGCGACGGCGAACUUUCGGAUUACGAUACUCGAUGGCGAGCUGAAGCGUCGUUGAAAACUAAGAGAACCGAUAUAAACGGUAACCAUCCAAUCUCGAAUAUAAGUCGGAGGAAACUGCGUGUUUACGUAUCACCGUCAACGAGAAUACAGAAUUUUGACAAGAAGAGCGAGGACGAUACCGGAGCACAAAGGUCUGUGGCAUCGACUGGCAUAUUAUCGCAGGCUUUAAGUACUGACUUCUGGCAUGAUCGCUUGCAGGCGAAAUCGAACGAUUCGUCCAAUCAAGAUACCGCAUCAGACUUCACCGCUUAUAGCAAUUUGUGCCAAGAUCUAGUUAAUUUAAUUGAGGGAGAAGAGAAUGCGGAUGUGCAACCGAGUGCAGAAACGCAUGAUAUCGAAGCCGACCAACCGACAAAAGUUGAUAAACCAGAUGAUAGCCGUAAGGCUGACGACACCACGGUUUUACAUAUUCAAACUUUGGGUGGCCAAUAUUUGGAGCGCAACGAGGAAGAUCAUAAGGAAAUCGGAGAUAACGAAGACAUAGAAAGACUGACAGAAUCCAUCUGUGAUUCUAAGAACGAAGAUGUCGAGAAAACUGACGAUAAUGGUUUCGACUUCUAUCUGCGUGUCGCGGACGAAAAUGUUAAACUAAUUGCGGAGGCGUUCAGCAGCUUUGCGGAUCGCUUACGUGAUAGUCGUUUAAGCCAAAAGAAUUCGCUGACGUCGCGGUGUUCUGAAAUAGAAACCGAUAGUACGGCGCCCAAUACCAGCACUCGUAGCUCCAUCACAUACAGUCCAGAAGACGUGAACGACGACCUGUCUUCUUCGUCGAAGUCUACCGACGCCUUAAACAUAGUUCCUAAAAAAAAUACAUCGGUAAGCACAGAUUGGGACCACGAGGAAGUUGAGUCAGAGGAAACGAAAAAUAACUCGAAUAUCGAUCCGGAAUUGGAUCUGUCCAAAGCCGUUCAUGAUCUACAGUUAGCAGCGGCAAGUUUGUGUGAGCAUGAAAAAGAAAUCGAAGAGUUGGAAGCGUUGUGGAAAAAAGAUGCGAGCGAUACACCCAGCAUGGCUCAAAUUGCAAUCACGGAGGAAAAAUUAUUGACAACCUCUGAAAAUACUGGUAUGGUAGAAAAUGAAGACAGAGAAGUAGAAUGUGAUCAAGAGGAAACUGCAUUACCAACCGAUGUUAAAUUGCCGACGGACGAACAUAAACCAGAUGAUGAAGGUGAGAUCACAGAAUGCGAGAAUAUUUGUGGAUCCCACAACAAGGAGAUCGUUCGUUCGAUUGGAAUGCGUAUUUCGUAUGUCACUAACCUCAUAAGUGUUACCAUAAUCACAUAUUUCAUGGUUUUGCUAGCUUGUUUCCUCGCACUGCUUUUAGCAUCCAUAGCUGCAGCAUCAUGACCAGCUCAUUAACGGCAGUGUCUUAACGCAUUAUGUGAAUAGAAGGUUUGAAACAGAGAGGCGUAACUAUUUUGAGGCUAUUAUUAUUUUGAAUCAUGUUACUAAUGUCGUAGGUCUCCCGGCACUUGAUCAUUCAUGAUGCGAACCGCUCUAGACGAGUGCAUAAACUAACCGAUAUACAUGGCGUUCUCAACCGACAUGCGGCGGAACAAUUGAAUUUGUUUAAAGUCGAGUUUCUAUGGACUGUUUUCAGGCAGAAUGGUGUGUUCUUGUUGUUCUUGUUAAUAUUGUUGGUUUUAAUAAAGUUUAAAUGUUGACUAGGUA
Megalopta genalis is the source of this 7228-nucleotide messenger RNA. NCBI's taxonomy places the organism in Eukaryota, Metazoa, Arthropoda, Insecta, Hymenoptera, Halictidae. The record is from RefSeq and is a predicted model, not a curated record.